Sinocyclocheilus rhinocerous is the source of this 624-nucleotide messenger RNA. RefSeq names its product transcription factor Ovo-like 2. Gene Ontology annotation, molecular function: DNA-binding transcription factor activity, RNA polymerase II-specific; RNA polymerase II cis-regulatory region sequence-specific DNA binding. Bases 1 to 537 code for a protein of 178 amino acids. The transcript is spliced from 3 exons. Gene Ontology annotation, cellular component: nucleus. Lineage: Eukaryota; Metazoa; Chordata; Actinopteri; Cypriniformes; Cyprinidae. Gene Ontology annotation, biological process: regulation of transcription by RNA polymerase II; epidermal cell differentiation. The record is from RefSeq and is a predicted model, not a curated record.
AUGGCCAAUAAAUCACACGGUGUACGGCCUGUCCUGGCCGAAGCGUUUUCAGACCCAUUUACUACUGAUAAUGCCUGCAGUUGGCCGGGUCUCGGAGGGAGAGGCAGGCAGCCGUGUAGUGCAGGACUCUGCACUAAUGGCCCCAGAUUGGAUAACUCGUGCAAGGCUCUGGAGAUAACAGAGAUCCUUUACUGCUGGAUGAUGGUGUCUCUCUCUCUGCACACAGGCAUCCGUCCGUACCGGUGUGAUCUGUGUGAGAAAGCCUUCACGCAGCGCUGCUCUCUGGAGUCUCACCUGCGGAAGAUCCACAGCGUGCGGCAGCAGUAUGCGUACCGCCAGCGGCGCUCCAAGAUCUUCGUGUGCGAGGACUGCGGCUUCACCUCCAACCGGCCGGACGAAUACUUCCUCCACGUCAGACAGCAGCACCCGAGCAGCCCGGCACUGCGCCGUUAUUACCGCAAACACAUGCUGGAGAGCCCCGCGCAGCACAGCAUCGCCCCCUUCAUGCUGUACCCCGCCGCAGGACUCUACAUGUGAAGCACCUUUAGUGUGUGUGCAUACCAGCUCUGUUACACUGUAACAAAAAUUACAUCAAGUUUACGGUAAAAAACUGGCAGCUGUGGU